Messenger RNA from Bombyx mandarina (wild silkworm), 4834 nucleotides. It is a transcript of the gene anchor, whose product is annotated as integral membrane protein GPR155 homolog anchor. The record is from RefSeq and is a predicted model, not a curated record. Gene Ontology annotation, biological process: negative regulation of BMP signaling pathway; intracellular signal transduction; transmembrane transport. Gene Ontology annotation, cellular component: membrane. NCBI's taxonomy places the organism in Eukaryota, Metazoa, Arthropoda, Insecta, Lepidoptera, Bombycidae.
UGAAAUUUUAAAUUCAUUUUAUGAAAGGAUUAUUUUAAAUUAACAUAAUUCAGAGUAGGUAGCAAAUUAAACAUUAACAUCAUACCAUUACAUAACCUAUGGAUUAUUUGCACUAAUUUGCAGAUGAAACAACGUGUACUGUAAUUUGAUAAACUACCUACCUUCAAUUGUUGACCAUGUCAAAUUGACCAAUGAAAAAUAAACUUUAUGCGAUAUGGAGCAAAUUCAACUUAAUCUUGGAGAUACUACAACCGACAAUUUGUAUCCAGCCCUAUUUCAGUGUUUUACAAUUAUCAUUUGCGGUUAUGUUGCUGGACGUCUGAAUAUUGUUUCCUCUGCUGAGUCAAAGGGAAUUGGCACAUUUGUUGGUACAUUUGCCCUGCCAUCCUUAAUAUUCCUUUCAUUAGCCAGAGUUGACUUCAGUACUGUAAAUUGGACAUUUCUGCUUGCCAUUCUAGUGGCAAAAGGGAUUGUGUUUUUUGCUGUGAUUUUUAUUACGUUAUUAGUUUCAAAACCAACUCAUCUAGGACGAGCUGGCAUUUUUGCAAUAUUUUGUACUCAGAGUAAUGAUUUUGCAUUGGGCUAUCCCAUUAUAAGUGCUCUAUAUGCCCAAACCCACCCUGAAUAUGCCCUUUACCUAUACCUGAUGGCACCAAUAUCUCUGGCAAUAUUGAACCCUAUUGCCUUUAUUUUAAUGGAGAUUGAUAAACAAAAAGGACAAAACCAGCAAGCUGACUCUCAAGCAAAGGGAUUGCAAAGCUUGAAAUUGUUGAAACAAAUUCUCAAAGGGAUUGUGUUUAAUCCUGUGCUUUUAAUGACUAUUUUGGGGAUGAUUGGCAAUGUCGCUUUUAAACAUAAAAUAUCUAUUUACAUUGAAGGCUUGUUGGAGGUAUUUGGUCAAUCUUUCUCAGCAACUGCCUUGUUCCUUCUUGGCUUGCGUAUGGUGGGACAAAUACACAAAUUAAAAGGGCCUGCCCUUGUGCUGCCCUGUGUAUUGAUUAUGGUCAAAUUAAUUAUUCUGCCAGUGGUCAUGAGGGAAUGUGUGAGCAGUCUCAAUGCAGGAACGAAUGAAUCUGAGACAAUUUCUUUGUCUACAUAUGCAUUCCUGUAUGGAACGAUACCAACAGCACCAGCUGUGUUUGUUUUUUCUAGUUUAUAUCAGUUAGAAAUUGAUCUGAUGGCUUCCUCAAUGGUUAUUUGCACAUUUCUGUCUGGACCCAUGAUGUUCCUCUCAGCUGAACUCAUAUCAAUAAACAAGGAUUAUGCUGCUCAAAUGAAAAAAUUUGGUUUUGAUUUAUCAAUAGUUGCACUUCUUUGCUGCUUGUGGGUGUUGAUUGUUUUUGUUAUUACAAAGAAACACAGAAGGAUGCCACAUAGAUUAACAAUAUCUCUUCUUUUAUCCCAGAUACUUUUGGCCGUGAGUGUAAUCUGGGGAGGACCACAUAAUACUUCUGCACCGUCUUUGAAUGCAACGAUCCAACAAGCAUUUCUCUCUUUUAGCAUGUACUCUUGUCUGCUAUGGACUUCCAUGCUCUCUGUCGGCAUCCUUAUGUUGCAGAGCCGUGGUCCGUGUUUUGUUGUGACAUUGUGGCCAGUCUUGGGCUUCGUAGCUUGGGGAGCUCCCGCCGUGAUGGUGACUGUCCUUCUCGCAACAAAAUCUAGCACAGAGAAUAUUAACAGCCAAGCGACGGACGCAAUAAGACUAUGUUUAUUAGUAUUUUGCUUGACGGUUACAACCGGAUGCCUGAUUGUGUACAUAAGAUUGCGACGUCGAAGUGCGCUGUUCGCUUCCUUGUCCGCGGAAGCCACCACUAACUUUAGUCCUCCUGAAGAAACCAGUAGUCUUGUAGAGAAUAUGGAGCCUACGUCACAGGCACAGUCUGUGUCUGGUGACACUAAUGCAGCAUUAGGUUGCUACGGCACCAUAACUGCGUCUCCAUCGCCCAGCCGACAGCCUAACGGAUGCUGUUCUAACGAUCCCGACUGUGAAAAUGAUCUCACCGACUCAAAUGAUAUCGAAGAUCUUGGCAGCAACAUCAGAGAGUGCGCGUGCCCGUCGUGGCGGCGUGCACCGGACGGCGCGUGCCCGCACUCGCGCGACGUGCAGCGCGCGGCGGCGGCGCUGGGCCUCCUGCCGCACGAGCUCGCGCGCGCCCGCACCGCGCAACUACUCAAGCACACCGUGCUCAUCAUCAUCUACAGUCUCUCCAUGUUUAUUGGCAUAACUUACACUACCUGGAGAAUGAUGUUGAAAGAUGAAAGUGGUGUGUUCGUUGAAAUCGAAUUUCUGGACGUUGCUGCGAACUAUGGACAAGGCUUGGUCCUGUUCAUACUGUUUGGUGUUGAUCCCGAAGAAAUACUGGUCCCGACUUUAAGAUAUUUGAAAACUAAAUGGUACGGAGCCGAUACAGUGAUUCUCCCGCCUAUAGAGGAUUUGAGUUUUGAAACGAAGCACGUCUGUGAUCAGUUUAUUUCACAUCACCUGGACCGCUGCAGGGACGCUAUUGCAAAAGAUACUAGAUGGCGCAUGAGAACGUACCGUGGUGUCUUCAGGGGCUCGUGUCUUGUGAAAUGGUUAAUUGACUGCGGUCUCGCCAAAGACGAAUAUGAAGCGGUCACGUAUGGACGACAUUUGGUCGACGGUCGGCUCAUAGCGCACGUGAGUGACGCUCAUCACUUCACAAAUUCACCAAUGCUCUACGCUUUCAAGUAGAUUAUGACGUGUGACGUCAAUAUUAUGAUUACAAUCUCCACUCACAGCUGUUUUACACGGAGAUGAUUAUAAGUCAAACGAAAGUGAUUUGUACUCACCCUUAACUGUAUGAUCUCGUCAAACGUAUAAUAGUAUUCGAGGAACGAAAACGCCUCAAAUAUAUUUUGUAGUAUAGUGUACUAGUACUAGUGUACCAACAAUAUUGUUACCUGAUAUUUACGCCUACGAUCUUCUUCGUAACCGAUAUAAUCUACUUAAAUAAAUGAGCCCUAAGAACGUCGUGGAACGACAUGACCUUGAUUAUGGAGAUGGUAAAACAUGAUACAUAGUUUUAAGAUAAAAUUUCAUUGAAGUUUUGACUUGACAUCGCAUUAAUAUAGGAUUUUUCUAUCUUGCCAGUUAGUAGUGAGCUUAAUUUUUAAUUAACAGAUAGUGAGACCUAAUUCCAAUGAAUCUAGUUUAAAAUUGCGGUUUUUAAAUUUUUGUUUGUAUAUAUGGGAUUAAAUAUAAAGUGAGCAUUCCGUGGGUAUCCUUAAAAACUUGGGAAAAAUUAAUUUUAGUUAAAUGACAUUGUUUGUAGUCGAUAUCGUUCAGUUAUACAAAUUACCAUUCUAUCUGCUUAGUUCUGUAAUGAAUUAUUAAAUAACAGCAUAUAUUACUCUGUCUCUGGUUUGAAAGAGAUCAGUAAUCACUUAAUAUGUAGCUAUUGGACCAUGAGCUGAUCCGCCUAUGGGAAACUUAAAAGCUUAAGCUCUCUAUUAUAUCUCAUAAAUAAAUGAAAUUGUAUUUUUAGAGUAGAUAGCACAAGGAGAAAUUGUCAAGUGAGCAUGAAAGGAAUUAAUCUGGAUCUAAAUUGAAGGCUCUUAAAGUUUGAAUUAGUAAACCUACACAACAAAUUAAGCCAUACUUUAAUAUAACUGCAAAACUUGUAUCAUUAAAGUCUGGUAUUUGAUUAUAAUAAGAAACAUAUUGAUUUGAAAAUAAACUUGGUUAAAUAACAUUGAUUUUGAACAGGUGGUUUGCUUUUCAUCAAAAAUUACAUUUUUUGUGUCUUUCCUCAUGGUUUUAAUUUUGAGACUCAUAUUUCACUUGAAAAUUUCAUCGUGUAUACUUGUAAUUAAUAAUACUAAGUAUUUAAUGUCUUUAUAUAAAGCAUAGUCAAAGGAUUAAUAAUCGACAUAAAAAUUUAAAAUUUGUAACCUAGCUUUAGAUGACAUUUAUUUUGGACAACCAUUUCAUUACCAGUUUUUUUUUUCUUACCUAAGUUGAUGGUCUUGAGUGACCAUCUCAGUGUACUGGGGUGAAUUUAUUUUGGACAACUAUUUCACAACCAGUUAACAACUCAUAAUAUUAUUGGCAGUAGACACUCUCAUCUAGGCGAUUUAUAAUAUAGUAUAUAGAACUAUAUAGUAUGCAGAACUAUCUUUCUGUAUAUAUGGUAGUAAAAUAUAAACUGUUAAUUAUGUAACAGUAAGAUAUACAGAAAUACCCCUACUGCUUUCAGAAAGUUUAUUGGCAGUGAAAAUGAAAGUGGUAGUAUCGAGUAUAAUUAAAUCUUGCCCAUUUAAGGUCGCAGCUCAUUAGAGUCACCCGGCACCCACUCCCCACCGCCUCGUCGUGCGGCGUCCAAACGUGAUCGAUAAGUGGUCCACGUGUGGCCGCCACGUGGUUAACGACUGGGCGUCGCUUGUUCAACGAAUUUUCCAGUUAUAGUCAGUUUAACUAUUGGUGUCGUUCUCGUGUGAAUUUUUUGUGGCCAGCAUUGACAAUGCGCAGUCAUCGUAAGGCAAGUCGCAUACUUAGGCAUACUUAGGCAUAGCAGCGAGUUGUCGCCGAAUGGUCCACCCGCCAUUAGCGCGUGUAGGCUUACGACCGAGGCGAUCCGGUGAUGCUACGGAGUUGAUGUAGUGAGCGCAUACCCAUACAAGUCCAUAUAAAGAAUACUAACCGCACGUGGCGAGCCGGUGCGGAGUGAGUACCGGGUGGCUCUAAUGAGCUGUGGCUUUAACAUCUGUGAAAUCUUUGUAGAACUAUUAAAAGUCAAGUCAGAAAAAAAGGUAGAAUUGCGUGUAGAAUUUAACAAAUUUGAAAUUAAAAAGCGCAGGCCAAUCCGUCAUCUUA